GUUACAUUAGCAUCUCCAGCAGCAUACUGAGGGGGAAUCACAGAAAGAGAGAGAUGGAGAGAGAGGGGGUAGAGGUUGCGGAGCAGGGGUAAUCACCGUCAGUCAGAAAGAGAGAGCGAGAGAGAGAGUGGACAGUGAGAGCAAGAGAUGCUUUACAGAGGAACUGUGGAGCGAGCAAGAAUGUAACAGGCAGACAGAAGGAGGAGUGCAGAAGAGAGAGAGAGAGAGACACAGAGGAAAGCCGCUCUUUUUCUUUCCCCUUCCACACACUAUUACACCUGCUCUCUCUCUCCGCCCCACCUUGCCUCAGACCCUCAAUAUUGGGCUGUUCCCUCACUCCCCUCCUCCCUCUCUGCCUCCUCCUGUCGUACACGCUAGCGCUUGUUUCGGGCUGGGAGUGUGGCGCACCUCUCUCUCUCUCUAAUCUCGGUUGGUUUUGUCUCUCACUGCUCUGCUUCUGCUCUCACCGGGGACUCGUCGUCGGGAAACGGGAAUACAAACAUGGGAGUGACAGGCAGAUUGACUGCGGACAUGAUGGGAAUCGUAGUGGGAUUGAGCGGGAACGCCACUGGAUUUUCCCAACAAUUCCCUCUCCCUCCCACCGACAUGCAGGAUUAACCAGGAACACCAGUUGGAUUCCCCCAGUUCCCAUCGGAGUAGACACCUGCUGGAGCACCUCAGCCUGUAUGACUACGACUGGAGAGAAGGAGAAGAGACAUAAAGAGAGAUGAGAGAAGAGGCUUAUGAGGCUUUCCAAGCCUCGGCCAAAAUGUGACAUUUAUUUGAGGAUUUUGAAAAAGGUCAAGACUAGAGAUUAUAAAAGAGGGGGGUAUUAGUAUAUGGCCCCCCCAACGAGAGUGGAUUUGAGAAUGGGCCCUGUUUGGCUCCUCUUGUUGCUGCUCACACCACUUCUUUCAGCACAGGUUAGCAUAGUUUCUGAAUUGGGGACUACAGCCGAGUCAGAGGACCCAACGUCAUCCGUUGUGAGCGCUACAGGGGAGUCGGGCACCCCCUACAGCCCUGAUCCCUCAGGGUCGGUCACGACCCCCUCGGAAGCCCCAGAGGAGGACUGGACGCCGGCAGAGGUCUUUCUCUACAGCGGGGAUGACUCUGUCUUGGAGAUAGUGGAGUGCGACCGGGCGUACAGUCUCACGGGUCAGAACGGCCCCCUGCCGCGGGGGUUCUAUGGCCCCCUCCGACCGUCCAUGGACGCCCUGGCCAACACGGCCAACUUCCUCAACAUGAUCCUCCAGGCCAGCGACCUGCGAGAGAGCAGUGUGCGAGAGGACAUGGAGUGGUACCACGCCAUGGUGCGUGCCCUUCUGGAGGCCGACCCACUCAUCCGGCAGGCCCUCCUCACCUUUGACGCCGACCCAGCCUCCACCGCCCCCCAGCUCGUGCUCCGCGCCUCCCGGAACCCUGCCCCCCCCAGGUACCAGAACAUCCUCCUCCAGGACCUCUCUAGCCAAUGGGAAAGUCUGCACCUCCCGGCCCCCGCACCCGACGACACCUGGUUCAGCAGUUUCAAGUUUCCCGCCUCCUCAAACCAGCCCACCUCAGCCCUAUCUAAAAGAGUCCUCCUCAAUGACCUCAGCACCCUGGACACGCCCAAAUGGGGGCAGGGCGAUAGCUACGUGACCAAUCGCAGCGGGGUGCGCUGGGCCAAAGGGCCAUUCCUAGAGUGUGAGGACGGACGCUUCCUGCCGGGCUGGCUGCUCACCCUAUCCACUUCCUUCUACGGCCUGAAGCCCGACCUCAGCCCUGAGUUCAGGGGUGUAAUCCGUGUGGAUGUAAACGUACAGGGCUUUGAUGUGAACCAGUGUGCCACGGGGGACGCUUGGUUUGCCAACACACACCAGUGCAACCGCACCACCAUGGAGUGUGAGUCAAUCACAGGCCAGGGAUUCAGAUUGGGCCAGUACUGCUGUCGCUGCAAAGAGGGAUACUACAGCCCCCCAAUGGACGAAGGUGGUGCCCUGAACGGCAGUGGUGGGGAGGAGGGUGGCGUGUGUUACCCGGCCCUGCCCAUCUGUCUCCCCUGUUGGCCGGGCUGCAGGCGCUGCGAGGACGGCUCUCCCUGUUGGGUAGAGGAGGACUGGUUCCUCAGAGCCGGGGUGCUGGCCGUCCAGGGCUUCUUCAUGUUGCUGGUGUUCAUCAGCAUGCUGGUGGCCUACCAGUUCAGAUGCAGCAGGAGGAUUCGGGCAUCGGGUCUCCUGCUUUUGGAGACCAUCCUGUUUGGCUCUCUGCUCCUGUACUUCCCGGUUUUCAUCCUGUACUUCAAGCCCAGCACCUUCCGAUGCAUCCUGCUUCGCUGGGUGCGACUUCUGGGCUUUGCCAUCGUCUAUGGAACGAUAACACUGAAGAUAUAUAGGGUUCUCAAGGUGUUCCUGUCGCGCACAGCCCAGAGAGUGCCCUACAUGUCCAGCAUACACCUGCUGAGGUUGCUGGGAGUCAUGGUUGUGACCGUCAGCUGGUUCCUGUGUGCGUGGACCGCGGGCGUUCUACAGAACCGUGACCGUAACGUUCCGUUACUGAUCAUAACGAACACGUCGGAUGGUCAGGGCUUCAGCCUCUGUGACCUAGACCGCUGGGACUACAUGAUGGCCGUGGCCGAGCUGAUGUUUCUGUGCUGGGGCAGUUUACUGUGCAGUGCUGUGAAGCCAGUGCCCUCAGCCUUCCACGAGCCUCGCUACAUAGGUAUCGCCAUACACAACGAGCUGCUGCUAUCCUCCAUGUUCCACCUGCUACGGUUUGUCAUGCCCUCUCUGCAUCCUGACUGGAUGCUGUUGCUGUUCUUCACCCAUACGCACAUCACUAUCACUGUGACACUUGCCCUGCUCUUCAUACCCAAGUUCCUCCAUGUGUCAAGGGCGGGGAGAGAGGAGAUUGCAGAGGAGGUGUAUGAGGAUGAGGUGGACUUGCGGCGAUCCGGCUCGUACCUCAACAGCAGUUUUACCUCAGCAGUUUGGAGUGACCACAGCUUGGACCCCGAUGACAUUCGGGAUGAGCUGAAGAAAUUGUAUGGUCAAUUGGAGGUCCACAAGACCAAGAAGAUGACAGCAAACAACCCCCACCUGCAGAAGAAGCGCAUCUCUCGGCGCGGGCUGGGCCGGUCCAUCAUAAAGCGUAUCACUGAGAUCCCAGAGUCCAUGAGCCGACAGUGCAGCCGCGACGGCAAAGAGGUCAACUUGGGCAGCAGGGAUGUAACGCACGCCGAGUCCUGUAAGAGAGCGCCAGAUACUUUUAGCAUAAAUUACAAAGAUGAACCAGUAAAGCAGCCUUCACCGGUGCUGCGUAAAUCUCAAAGUGACUAUGACUAUGUAACCGAUAAAGACCCCUCCUUACACGACACCAUGUUAAGGGCGAAUCUAGCUAAGAGAUGCUCACAGCGCUCUGAGACAGACUCGCUGGAUAUCGCACCAUUGGUCUGUAAAUCGGCCAGUGCCCAAAACCUUACAGUCGAUAACAAUCUCCUGCUUCCUGGACCUACAAAGCUACACAAGUCACUGAGUUUAGCGUCCAGUAAAACCCACAGUCUGGAAGACACCUACCGGGUAGGCAGAAAUACUCCAGGCGAGCAAAGGCAGUCCCAACAGGAUAUCGCUAUCAAGGACCAGACCUCAAGUGCCCUUGUGCAAUCCCAGUCUUAUGACAAAGCCGAAGUGUGUCCCUGGGAGCUGGCGGAGGAACGCCCUGCCAAUAAGAACCAGCCACACGUUACCUUUGCUCCCUCCGAGGAAGAACCACAGAGCCCAGAGAGUAUAUCAUCACCAAUACUGAAACAUAUUUGCCCCUGGGACCAUUUACCAGUUCCUAACCCCGCAGAAAGUCCUGCUGGGGAUUCACAAGGGGGAGAGGCAGAUUGCGAGUCCCCGAGACCCCAGGCUCCCAUCUCCACUAGUGUACCUGGGUCCCCAAAGGCCGCAAACGACACGCGGGUCUUCUCCUUCCGCACUUCCACCCAGAAAUGGCUCUCUGUCAAAUCUUUCGUAGGAUCUGUGGAUGCAAGCAUCAAGGAAAAGGCCAAAAAGGAGACAGCAGGAGAUACGGUAAAAAAACAGGACUCAAUAUCACGAAAGACCCAGGGGAGUGUUGCCGCCAUCGCCGUCAUCGCAGCAUUAAAAUUAAAAACUCCAAGCACUUCAAGCGCAGAAGCGAAAUCGCGAAGUGUUUCAAACUUGGAGAAGAAAUGUGGUGUUUCAAGCGUAGACAAGAGGACACAGCAAAAAAGAAGUAUGACAACAGGAGAUGUGAAACCUGUCCUCGUGAAACAGGCUGCAAUCAGAAUGUCCUCAAUUGAUUCCUCUGAAAGAAGUCCUAGGAGAAUAGUGGUUGUACAGUCCACUGUCUAUCCCUGGGACUCAGAGGACAUGCAAAAGGACAGUGUGUAUGAAAACGUGUUCAUCUCAAGGGAAAACACUGCACAUAGCACAGCUAAGACUCCUUCCACUCACAGAAGAGGUAGCCAAAUUAGGCCUGCUCUGAGUUUUUCCCAAUCAGAGAUUUGCCCAUGGGAUGUUCCUGCUUCCUCCCAGCAGGCCCCACAGAGACAACAGAGCACCACAGCAGACAUCUGCCCGUGGGAGGUGGAGGAACCAGAGGAGGAUCCAAAGGCACCUGCACGUGUCAGUGUAUGUCCUUGGGAAUCAGAAGGAGUAUUUAAAAGACAGGAGAGUGUCCGGGGAGAUGUAUGCCCUUGGGAAGCUGAUGUUUCCGCCAUCCCAAUUACCUCAGCGUCCAAACAGUCUGAGAAGAAACCAGAGGGUCUGAACAAGAAAGCAACAGAUGUAUGUCCUUGGGAAACUGAUGAAACCCCACAGAUUUCUCACGGCCUGAAACCCCAAAAGAGUGUACGGGUUGAUGUCUGCCCUUGGGAUGUGGGGGAUUCCUUCUCUGAAAAAGUAAAGGUGCCGAUUAUUUAUGAAAAUGUUAAUCCACAGGAGGACAAGGGAUUACGUAAUGCGCCACCAAAAUGUCAGGAGACAAUACAUGCCAAUGUCUGUCCAUGGGAAUCUGAAGAGACACCAAAAUCCCAAGACGGUGAACGAAAGAAUGUCUGUCCUUGGGAACCAACAGACACGGCAAGCAUGGGGAAACAAGAUGUACAAACAAAAAGCACAGAGCAAGCUAAAUCUGCAUCUGAAAAACUAAGUGUCCCCUUAGCAAAAGCAUGUCCAUGGGAAUUCCCUGACCCACAGAAAGAUUUGACAGUACUUUGUCCUUGGGAAGAGGAGAGUACAAUGCCACCCAUAACCAUAAAGAUCACCAAAAGAUCAUUUUCCCAGGAGACCACUGUGGCAAAAACAGACAUUUGUCCAUGGGACAUUGGUGACCAAGAAAAGACAGAUGGAAAAGACAGCCCUUGUACAAAUGUUUGUCCUUGGGAAACUCAAGGCAGAACUCAAGCUGAUCCAAAAAAGACUGAUGGCAUCCGAGUAAAUAUUUGUCCUUGGGAGACUGAGAAACCAGAGAAAACAGAGCAGCAAGACAGCAGUCCGGCUAUUGUCUCCAUAGAAACAGGAAAGACUAAAAGACAAGACAGCCUUCUAGCAGAUGUUUGUCCUUGGGAAACUGGGGCAAAUGAUGAGCCAGACAAGACAAAAAGACGAGAUGGCACUCAAACAGACGUUGGUCCAUGGGAAACUGAGGAGCUAAAACAGACAGAGGAGAAAGAUGGUGUCAAAGUUGAUGUUUGUCCUUGGGAACCUGGAGAGACUGACAAGACAAAUGGACAAGACAGUACUGAAGCAGAUAUCUCCAAGGAAACACAAAAAGAGAAAAGACGAGACAGUGUUCGAGUUAAUAUUUGUCCUUGGGAAACUGAUGUCACCGAAGAACCAGAAAAGAUGAAAAAGCAAGACAGUGUUCGGGCAGAUGUUUGUGAAUGGGAAACUGGUCCAGCGGAAGAGUCAGAAAAUACUCAAAUCCAGGACAGCACCAAGGCAGACAUUUGUCCAUGGGAGACCAGGGAUCCUAUAGAACCAGAGAAGAUAAAAAAGCAAGAAAGUGUCCGAGAAGACGUUUGCUCAUUGGAAACUGAUGAACCAGCAAAGUCUGCAGAGAAAGAGGAAACUAUCCUUGCCAGUGGCAGACAGGACGUCACAGAGACCCAGGGUGCACUCUCUAUGGAACAGGGUGACGCUGCAGAACCUGCAGCCGGCAGCACGCAGGGGGCAGAGGCAGCCAAAGCUAACGUGCCCCUGGCUCGGCGUGAUGCUAUGUGCCCUUGGGAGAUGGAAGAGACCAAACCACCAUCAUCCCCCUCAUCCAUCACAGAACACGACAAUAACUCUGACAUUUUUACAUGGGAUCCUGAAAACAUUCCUGAAGAGGAAGAGGAGGAAGACGAUGCCGAAAGUGCUGCAGAAGCCUUCGUCUUCCCAUCCGACUUGUAAAUGCCAGGCCUGUCAGUUACUGGCUGGAACAAGAAUUUCUCAGUGGGUGGUUACACCUGAUUCUUUGACUGGGUCACUGUGCAAAGAUGUCCUAUAGCAGGGGGGGUAAUGAAUUGGACAUGACCUCUGCACACCUGAAUGUAGCAAAGGCGCCCUGGACUGUCCAUCCAUAACACUCCCCAGAAAGUCACUGCUCCACAAGCAAUACACCCCUGGGCCAGGAUCUGCAAAUGCUCUGCCCACCAGAGGUACACCCCCUCCCAGGUUCUCAAUCAGAGAAAGUAUCCGGAUGCAGUCCCUCUUCUUCUUUCCACUUUGACCCAAUUUUAGAUAAUGAAUAUUGUUUUCUGUGUCUCUUUGUGUGUUUAUAAGUGACAAUGCGCUCUUCUGUAAUCACACAUUUAAAACCCCAUCGCCAUGGCUGUAAAAGGUUGACAACGCGUUUCAAAAAAUAACAGCCCGAGCCUUACGAAGCUGGCGAUAACCCCUUAUAGACACACGGGGAAAUAAUCUACACUAGACCAGUGCUCCUUCAGCUUAACUGGGAAGCACAUCCAGCAUUUUUGUAAAUCACUGAUUACAAAUGGUGGUGAUGCAUGUCCUUUUUGUUGCCUGCUAUAAACACAUUCCAAACACUUUAAGGACAGCUUUCCAGCUGUAAUAUAAAUCUGUGCUUUUUCAAAGUCAAUUGUGUCAAUUAGACAGUCGUGGCUACAAGGACAUCAAAUUUAAUGUCAGUCCUGUAGAUCAACAACAUGAUCACGUCCCCACAGGCACAGUGCUAAUAUUAAUAAUAUAAUACAUCGAACUUUAACAGAGAACUUAAAAUCGUUCUAAUUCAAUACUGAUUGAGCUAUAAUCUGUUAUUUUGAAUAAUUUACAAUAGCAAUUUUAUUAGCGGAAUAAUAAAUACAUUUUUUUAAAUUUUUUAAAUUUUUUUUUUUUUAAAUACGUGUGUGUAUUUGGAGGAUGCACGACCAAAACUUUUUUUACAUUCUUUGUUUUAAGCAUACAACUCAACUUGGAAACAGUUGCCCUAAAAACAACUGCACCUCAGUAUAGUCCCACUAAAACUGUACAUAAGGCCCUUGUCAUUGAUGUAUUUACCAUUUCCAUGCUUUAUUUACCAAAUGUAUCCAUCCAUAUUUGACACAUCUCCUCAUUCAGUGAAAAUGAAAAUUUUGUGCAGUGGUGAUAUCGUCUUCAUGCUUUGCCUCGUGUUAUCCGCAAUGGACCAACUUCGUUCUGUGAGUGUUUUUUUUAUGCAUGUAAGGUGUUUUUUGAAUGGGUGUGCAAUGUCAUUUUGUUAAAUAGAAUCAAAUACCAUCAUCAUUACACAAUGCAUCCUUUUUGUAUGCAUGUUGAAAAGUAUUUCUGUUGAUUUCAGUUAUUUUUGUAUGUAUUGCCGAUGAAAAGUACAGAUUAUUCUGAUAUAAAUAUACAUUCACUGAAAUCCAAAAAGGUAUGAAAAAAAAAGAGAUGGGACAUUUUAUUUUUGUAUUUUUUAAAGUAAUAUAUUCACCAUUGAAAUAAACCAUACAAUCUCUACA
Molecule: messenger RNA, 7945 nt
Organism: Oncorhynchus tshawytscha (Chinook salmon)
Lineage: Eukaryota; Metazoa; Chordata; Actinopteri; Salmoniformes; Salmonidae
Gene: gpr179
Product: G protein-coupled receptor 179
Exons: 12
Coding region: 840-6395 (1851 amino acids)
Biological process (GO): G protein-coupled receptor signaling pathway
Cellular component (GO): membrane
Molecular function (GO): G protein-coupled receptor activity
Source: RefSeq, a predicted model, not a curated record